UCGCCGGCGCCAUUACUUAUCUAUUUACAAACAUAACUUUUUUUGCUAAUUUCGAACAACUAGGUUCCUUGAUAAUUUUCCUAAUUAACAUGGAGAAGUGGGAGCUGCAAAUUCAGGAGUUCCCCUCGGAUCCGAAUCCCCGAGUAUUCGUUAAGUCUUUGCAAACAGCUAGCGAUGUGCUGAAGUUUGAUUUAGCUGAUUUCGAGACAGUGAGGCUAUUCGAAACCCUGCUACAAUCACCGGUGGACUUGCUAAAGACGAUACUGAGUAGAUACCAAGAGGAAGUGUGGUCGAAUGCCAUAACUGAAGCGUUCAAACUGCUCGGCUCCUGGUCUGAGAAGUAUCACGCAGUUCUCGAACCGUAUUUUGAAAAUAUCGUUAAAUUAUGUCAGCUACCUCACGCGCCGCACGUCAGACGGCCCGCGUUGGUGUGCGCGCGCGCACUGGCGCGGGUGACGCCGCGCGCCGCCGCCUGCGCACGGCGGCGCGCGGCGGAGCUGGAGAGCGCCACCUCUUGUAGGACCGAGCUCGCCUUGUUGGUCGGUACCUUAUGCGAAUACCACCCGGAGGAACUUGAGGGACAAGCCACAAGGAUUUGGCGGACGUACCUCGGCUUCUUAAGUAGUAGCGGGCUAACGGACAAAUUCGUGUCGUCAGUAUUGGAAGGCGUGUGCGGUCUUCUCGUCAGCUUCGGCAGGAGUCUGCCCGUCAGCGAGUUGUGGGACUUCUACGACACCAUGGUUCGCCUUCAAGACAGAUGUGGAGACGUGUGUAUACGUAUACUGCGUGCGCACGCGCCGCUGUUCAAGGAGCGCGUGGCGGGCGACGCGCGCGCGCGGCGCCGGCUGUGGGCGGCGCGCGGCGGCGGCGACGCCUUGCUCAGCGUUUACGACGCCGUCGCACAGGUCAAGGGAGAUAGUGUUCAGACGAUAAUACAACAAGAGGUCAUACCCCACCUGUCUACUGCCAACAAGCUAUUGGCCCUAAGAAUACUGUCCAAGCUCCGGCGUCCCGAGUUCGAGUCCGUGCUGGAGAGCUGCUCGGACGCCCAGGAGAUGGAGUUCCAGAUGAGGGCCGAGGCCGUCUCCGAUCAUACCGCCGAUGUGAUAAUCUGGUACAUAGAAAGCAAAUUAACUCACAGCUUGAGACUUGCGCAGACUGCGUUGCUUUAUUAUCGUAACUUGCCACAGAGCAAGGUGAAUGACCUUGCGGCCGCCAUCUUGUCUAACGGGGACGUUCGUGAGGAGUCCAUCACAUUCCUAGCAUCGGAAUGUUGUCAACGGACGGUGGACAGCGGCGGGUAUAUGACAAUGUGGAAAUCCCUGUUGGUGGAUGCCGGAAACGGGCUAGACAGAGCUUCCGCCUUCAAAGAACUAAUGGGCUAUGUAGAUUUUGUGUUGCAGAAUUGGUUGGAAGAGAGGAUUUGUACACUACCAGACGCAAUAUCGUCACUAUUAACUCUCACAACAAAUAUAUUAUCGUUACCUAUAACGGAGGUCGUGGAAAUGUCGCCGGCGACACUGAGCGACACGCUGCGACUGUGUCGCGCGGCCGAAGUCGUGUCGUUCGUUGUCGCAGUGCUGGAAAGGGGGGGCGGUGUCAGGGAUGAUGUGUGGCCGUUGAUACGAGUUGACAAAUGUCGCACUGAGUCGUCGUUGUGCGCGUGCUGUCUUUUAUUACUUUACUCGCCUUUUACGACGGACCCUAACGACGUAUUAGCCGCUUUGCAGAUAAUAUUCACGAGGGCCGAUGUUGAAAAUGUGACGUUACUGAGAGCAAUUCAGAAACUAGAGAGUUUGAUGUGCGACGCUGGCGAACUAGAUGGCGCUGUUGUCGACAGAGUAAUAUGUUUAGUGCGAAAGUUGCAAAAUAGAAAUAAUAUGGCGGACAAAGAUGGCCGCAUUCUGCAAAGGCACAUCACCAUGUUUUUGGGCAAAUACGGGUGUGAUGCCGACGUUAUUAACAAUGAUGACACGAUUAACCUGGUCACUGCGCAGUUGAAGGAUUCAGUGUUCCUGACGUUACAGCAUUUGGAUGGAGAAAGAGUCAAGAUAAAUUUGCAAGAACUAAUCAAAUUGGCUCUAGAAGACGAGGAUCCUGAUGUUUUGAUGCAACUCCUGAAGAUAAUAUGCGCUGGACCCGUGUCUCGCCGUGUGUCGGUGUUAGUCGCGUGCGCACUGUCGCUGUGUCGCGCGGCGUGUCGCGGCGACUGCGCGGUGUCGUGCGACGUCGUGCGACGGGCGGUCGCGUGCUGCGACACCGCCGGCGCGCUGAACGAAUUGUUGAAUAUGAUCAGCUCGGAACAGUCUCCAGGAGUCAGGGGCAUGGUGUGCGGCUCCCUGCCCGAGGUUCUGUCGGACGAGCUGAUGGCAAGCGCCGUGGGUUACGCCAUCGGCAUGAUCGGCGGCUGCGGGACUACAAAAUUAGCAGGUCUAGACUUGCUAGACGCAUUAAUACCUGCAAUCGGGGAUAAUCAUUCAAUUAUAAAAACUUACCUACCAUCGAUUCUCGAUCGGAUCUCGAUGACGAACGAACUCGAAGCCAUUUCUACUUUCGACAUAUCGACGAAUCUUUUCGUCGAGAAAAUGGCGUUGUUCGAUGUUGAUGAUGUGGAAAAGUUAUUGAGAAAUUUAUUCAAGAAUCUGAUUGUCGGUGGUGAAAUUGGCAAAUAUGAUAUAGAAACAUACAAAAGAAUCACAAAUAUAUGUGUACGCAUAGCAAAAGAGGCGUCUUUGUCGAAUAAAAUUGAUACUUCCAGAAUAAUAGGUGAAGUUUUCAAUGCUAUUAAUUUGGAUAACAGCGAUUUUUAUAGAAGUAUUUACGUAUUGGCUGUGGUGAGAGACAAAUUCGAGUUGGAUUCGAGUUUUUGUGGUACUAUGUUUUUUAAUAAAACUAUUUUGAAUCAGUUGUAUGGAAUUGAUGACCUGUUUUUGGAAGACGGACCAUUUAGAUUGGAAUCAAUUUUGGUUUUCAUGAAAACGUAUGCUGAUACCUUAUUGGAGUUUAACUAUGAGAAAACCACAAACCUUCUAUCUACUAUAAUGCGCAACAUCCCACCGUCAAGCGUCAUAGACAACGAGGAAAUACUGAAACUAUGCCUAAAAACAUACAAAGACAUACUGAAAACGUAUCCCAAAAACUUAUUGGACAGUUACGAACAUUGGCUCACAAACUUACCACUACCUAACAUACAAGACAUAUACAUAGAAGAAUCAUACUAUGACAAUGUAAAAUCUCUUAACAUAUAUUUGAACAUGACCGAGUUUUAUUUACACAGUUUCAUGAACAAAUUGGCUUUAUGGCCCAAACGUGUGAUGAGGAAGUACUUGGAAGGCGCCACCGGCACCGAGCUGUCAUUUCUGACAGACUGUCUGACGGCCGCUGUCAAAGUGACAGGUUUCAACGUCAAAAGUGUGUUAUUGGAGGGAAAGUCGGCUAAAGAUUUGAUUGGUGUGAAAUUUUGCGGGCAAUUCAUGAGAGUUUUCUUAAAUUCGUUUCUGAAGAAACCCUACGUGCUCAGGGACGACGACGUGGGUGACUGCUGUGUCGUAUUGGAUGCAGUUGUCAGGUUUUGUGUGAAGCGGAAAUGCUCGGAGGCGGUCUACGAACAACUCUUGGAUCUGGUGGACGAGGUGUGGUCAGUCUACGAAUCCAAAACGGAUUUCAAUCAAAAAUGCCAAUUACUGAACAACAUGUCGUGUUUACCAAAGAAACUGAGCCGGGAUUCGAACCCGAUGCGUUGGGUGGCCGGACAACUUAAUGAACAAGGCAAUACGGAGAAUAGUGUUAGACUGAUGGAGCUACUGCCUGGAGGGGACGAGUUCGGUGACUGCUACGCGACAUUCGCCAGCAACACGCUGAGCCCCCGCGCCGGCGACUGCGGCCGCGCCGCUCUCCGCGCCGCCCUGCACGCGCUCGCGGCGGCCCCCAGCGAGUCCCUGCUCAGGAUCGUGGCCGCUCUCGCUCACACUGACGAUGAAGACUCAAGUCAAGAUAAAUGGUGGGAGGCGGCGCUGGACGCUUGCAGCGCUUCGCUCGCUCGCCGCGAGAACUUUAAGGCCUGCGACAUACUGUUGGAGCUGAGCGAUGACAGCCCGUCGCUUGGAGUGUGUAGCAAGCUUAUAUUGCCAAUACUGAGGUAUUCUACGUCAUCAUACUGCGAGGAGUUCUUCGCUCGCAACCUGAACAGUAUCCUCAGCCGGCUGGCGAGGAAGCCUCGCGAUUGUAUCUCUGUGAAACACCAACAGUGUGUGGUGCAGCGCACCAGGGCGCUGAUGUUGUUGCAACUCGCUUUUGAGAAGAUACCGCUCGCCAGCAUCCAAUCGCCGUCGUCGCGCCUGUACCGGGAACUGAACCCGCCGCCGCCGGCGUCCAACCACUUGACCUCAGCGGCGUGCAAGCUGUGCGUCACGCUGCGGGGCGAUGCGCGCGCGCCGCUCGUCACGCUCGCGUGUUACAACCGAUACCAGUGCGCUAUAUACAACUGUCUGUGCGCGGCCAUUUGCAAAUCGAGCCCGGCGGAUAAAUUCUACGAUUUCAUAACAGGACCCGAGGCGUGGGGCAAGAUUAUAGACGCGUGUGGACCUUACGACUUGCCCGUGGUCAAGAACCGUCGCAAAAUCACCAAGUGCGUCUCCAUACCGAUCCCCGGCUCGGCCGCCACCAGCUCCACCCUGAGGAGUGGCUCCACGAGAUCCAGGAUGUUCCUGAGGACCCUCUCCGAGGAUCCACACAAGUUCGACCUGUACGACAGGGAGGAGGAACAGGUGGAAAUCCAAGAGAUAGAAAUGCCGUCGUCGCCGGUCAACGCGCACCCGUGCGCGCCCACCGUGUCGGCGCUGCUCGCGCACGUGCGCACGCGCAUGUGUUUCGCGCGCGUGUGCGAACUACUCGCGCGCACGCUCACUGACACCAACAGCUGUUUGUUGGCGCAGUGCAUUUGCAAUUGUCACAAUGUAUUAUCGUCGCAAGCUAACUUGUUGCGGCCGGCGUUGCUCGCCUACACCGCCAGUACCCUGCGAGGCGGGCCUCUGAACGGACUACACGCUGACAUUGUAAGUGAUACUGUUUCGAUAUACACUUUAGCAUUGUCACAAUGUGCUAUCGUCGCAAGCUAA
Amyelois transitella is the source of this 5117-nucleotide messenger RNA. RefSeq lists its product as uncharacterized. The coding region runs from base 90 to 5117 and encodes 1675 amino acids. Lineage: Eukaryota; Metazoa; Arthropoda; Insecta; Lepidoptera; Pyralidae. The transcript has 28 exons. Gene Ontology annotation, biological process: double-strand break repair via nonhomologous end joining. The record is from RefSeq and is a predicted model, not a curated record. Gene Ontology annotation, cellular component: nucleus.